Molecule: messenger RNA, 1629 nt
Organism: Cylindrotheca closterium
Lineage: Eukaryota; Bacillariophyta; Bacillariophyceae; Bacillariales; Bacillariaceae
Source: the annotation of a GenBank genome assembly
AUGGAUCACCAAGUCGCAUACGAAUACAGUGGAGCCAUCCCUUUGGAUGAACAGGAUCUUUCCAUCAGUGAUAUGAAAAGCGUAGAUUACUUUUCUAUUGAUCUGAAUAAUCAUGACGACAUGUCGACUUGUUCCAGCCUAUCCUUGCCAUCCAUCAUUGACGGGAAGCGCAUCUUUAUGCGUCGGAAAAUGGCUGACGAUGGUGAUGAUGAAAACGAUCGUCUGUCCUACGACGACGAGUGGAUAGCGCUAAAGCCUGAAUAUAUUGCACCAAGCACACACUUUCAACCCAUCUACUCCUCAGAUGACGAAGAUGAACUUUCGUUUGUCACCUUUGAAGAAGAAUCCUACUACUCCAACACAGAGCACUCCAAAGUAAACUGCAGUGAUCAUGUGCACACUAUGAACGAAGCUUCAGCGCCUCACAGACGAAGAAUUUCGGACCAUUCUGCAUCCCUCCACAGGAAAAGACUGCAGGCGGGGUCAAACUCGAAUCAUUCCGCCUCUCGAAGGUCUCGGAGGAGUCUGAAAAACUUUUCUGAUCAUUCCGUCUCCAAACGAAGGAGUCACCGAGUUAGUUUGCUUCAAGAGCAAAUGAAUAUUCUUGCAUGUAAAUCUGCUGACACUCCCCAGGAUGAAGAGAAUGAUGCCUUCAGCUUCAAAUCCUUGGACUUUGGUACUAGGCCUUCCUUUGGACCAUCCGCAGAAGCUUUGCUGAAGCAACGCCAAGCUGGUUCCAUGCGGAAUCUAUCGGGAGCCUCUGAUCAUGCUAUUGCCCAGAACUACCGUGACGACGAUGAUGAUGUUGAGGAUGAUGUUACUUCCGAAGAUGAGUCGUUGUCAAUGAACGCAUCCGAUGAUUUUAGUUUCUACGAAGAGGAGACAUUGGAAGGGAGUGUGGACAGCCACGUGCAUCAGCCAGAAUCCAACGAAAUCAAGUCAUGUUCCACCAACAAUGUACACAAACCCCCUAUCCUAUCUCCCGGUAUUUCUGGAUACACUGCCAAAACAACGUUCGAUUCAGACUCGGAAAGUAGUUGCACGCACUCUGUAUCGGAAUCAGUAGAAGAGGAUUUGUCUAGUCCUAACCAUAAUGUGGGCGCCCCUAAAGCUACACCAGAUAUGGUAGCGAUGACACCAAAGGUGGAUCUUACGAGAAAGGCAUGGGCGAAGCGGCAACGAAAUGAUGUAACUUCCAAAUUACAGCAGCUGAAGAAGCAAAUGAACUCUGUGUACGGAGCACCUCUCGGCAGCAUGUCAUCGAUCCCUACAGCACCAAUGACCAGCUCGGGAACCAUACCACUCUUUGAUGACAGCUGUAAUUUUGAUGAAGAAGUUACCCAGCAGCAACGGCAUCAGCAGUGCCCCAGCAGUAUGUUCGAUUCCUCCGCUCGAAGCUCCAAUAGCUUCUUCAAUGCCUCCAUGCGAUCUACUGGCAGUUUGCUAGAGAAACGGCAGGCGACAGAAAACAAGCGACGACAGCUACGACUUGCCUUUAGUGCCUUGAGCAGUCCUACCAAACGACAGCCGCGACCGCGAUCUCUGAGUCCAAGCUCGCAUCAUUCCAAGUCGAACUCCAACUCCUGCCGAAUGCACCUUCGCAACAGUCUGCAAGCGCCAGUGUUGUGA